Anisakis simplex (herring worm) is the source of this 645-nucleotide messenger RNA. The record is from the annotation of a GenBank genome assembly. NCBI's taxonomy places the organism in Eukaryota, Metazoa, Nematoda, Chromadorea, Rhabditida, Anisakidae.
AGACAAUUGUAUUAUUUAUACGAAGAAGCUGAACCGGAUACUGGUUACAAGGUGUCUGUUUGGGCCGAGACGAAUGGAGGUGAAGGUGCGAAAGUUAUGAGGGCCGUUAGAACAUGGCCAUUCAGAAAUCCAGAUAAGCCUGUAUUCAAAGCAGUAUCCACAUCACCGUGGACUGCAGAAAUUGAAUGGUUACCAUCGAAUGACACUAGCUAUUGGGCUAUGCCUGGAUCGUCGUUUUCGGUCAAUUAUUCAGUUGUAGAGAGUGGUGAAUGGAAAGAGAGUGAAAUAGUGACUCUACCAAACAGGAAUAUCUUUUUGGAUCAUCUCGCUGAGGACACCGAAUAUCGAAUUAUUGGCAUAUCGAGAGAGGGAACGCGACAAAACACUUCGGAUGAAAUGAUCAUUCGGAGUUUAAGUCGUGCCACAAUUACACAUAUUUCUAGAGAAAGUUUAACAAGUGCAUCAUGGUUCAUUGCGGUAUUAUUCGCCUUGCUCAUAGCGUUAAUUACCGCCUUCAUAAUUUGUUGUUGCCAAAGGCAACAAACCGGUAAAUAUUCGGUUAAAAGGAAGGAACUCGAGAAGGGACAUCAGAUCGAUUCUGAUGAACAUCAAAAGUUUAUGGAGUACCAGUACGGCUUUAAAUAG